UCUGUCUCCCUGACCCCGUCGCCGCUAGCCUGUCCGAUGCGAGGGAGCGCUGCCAUGGGAGAGCCGGCCCCGGUGAGGAUUCAGAUCGGCGGGCCGAGGAGUCGCCGGGGCGGGCGGCGGGAGAGCUCAUCCGGGCGAGAUGGAGCCACCAUCCCGGCAGGGAGGCGCGUCGACGGGAGCACGGUGUCCACCCGUCAUGGCCGAGAUUCCAUAUUGCGGUUUCAAACUUCGGGCCCCAAGACGUGGGACUGGCAUUGUUUCUUUUCUCAGGGACGCGAGAGGAGAGAUGCACCCGGCGGUUUCCCUCAUGGACUCGCCGGAUUUCCACCGGCGAGAAUCCGAGGACAAUGAGACUUGUCCGAGAAGGUUUGCUGCUGCUGAUGGUGCGCCUCCUCCAGCAAUUUUCUCGACGCCAGAACAUGGCGUUGGAACUUCGGCAGGCAGUGGUUCAGAAUUUCCCAUAGCCGAUGAUAACUCAUUGGUGUGUCAUCCGGCGAUGCACUCAUCCAUAUUGAUGCCGCCGUGUACUGUUGAACCAAGGGAGAUGAUGACACCGGAUGCCAGCGCAAGAUACAUACACGGUGAGCAAGUCCGCGAAGAUUUUGUGCCAAAGAGAAAUAUGGGUUUCGUCACCGAGGAGGAAGGGUAUGACUUUUAUCUACAAUAUGCAAGAGAAGCUGGUUUUGGUAUUACGAAGCUCAAGAGGAAGCCGAUGUCGCGUCUAUAUGCAUGCUCCCGACAAGGUACUUCGACAUUUUACAAGCCCGGGGAGGAACGGAAACGUGCAAAGAUGUCAAAGAGAGUUAACUGUAAGGCAGCGGUUAAGAUGAAGAAAAAAGGGAAAGAAUGGAUAUAUGAGAAAGUACUAUUGGAGCACAAUCAUACCCUAAAUCCUGAGCCAUGGGAGUUGAAGCACAUGCAUUCACACAAGAACAAAGACCCUGCUAUCAUGGAAUUCCUUGAUGAUCUGCAGAUGUGCGACGUCUCUCCUAAUGCCACCAUGAAUGUGUUGACCAAGAUGCAUGGCAACCGUGAGAACAUGCCAUGGAGUGAACGUGACUUGCAAAAUAGAAAAGCUGAAAAUGUGCGUAAGGAGCGAGCGGAUGAUGUAAAAAAACUAAAGGCUUUCUUCAACGAGUGCAGAGCACAGAAUAGUAAGUUUUAUUAUGACAUAGAACAUGACUCCGAGGGUGCUCCAAAGAAUAUAUUUUGGAGUCAUGCUAGCUGCCAGGCUAACUAUGCUGAGUUUGGUGAUGUGGUUACUUUUGAUACAACAUAUAAGUGCAAUUUUUACAAUAAGCCAUUAGCAAUGUUUGUUGGGAGCAACCACCAUUUGCAGAAUGUCAUUUUUGGUUUUGCACUCCUCGGUGAUGAGAAGGAGGAAACAUUUGAUUGGGUUUUUCGCACUUUCAAAAUGUGCAUGGAAAACAAAGAACCUCAUUGCAUACUUACAGAUCAAGACCAAGCAAUGGCAAAUGCUCUUCCGGGAGUGUUUCCAAACACUAUUCAUAGGCUAUGCAGAUGGCAUGUUUUGCAUGGUCACAAAGACAGCUUGAAGGUGUUGUAUAACUUGUAUGAUGGUUUGAAAGAGAAGUUGUUGACAAUAAUAAAUCAUCCCCUCACCCCCAUGGAGUUUGAGAAGGCAUGGAUGGAGAUGGUGAAUGAAUAUGGACUCGAGUCAGAUCCUACAAUUGGCAGUUUGUAUGAUCUGCGUACAAGAUGGAUCGCCGCAUACUUUAAGGAUGUUUAUUGUGGGAAAAUGACAUCUACGCAACACAGUGAGAGCACAAACAGAAUUGCGAAAAGAAACCACAUUGACCCUACGACACCUCUGCACGUGUUUGCAAGAAAAAUGUUUCAGGUUUUGCAAGGGAGAAAAGAAGCAGAAGCCCGAGAGACCAUGGAAUCUCAGGCCCGGCCAAAAACAGUAACAAAUUACCCUCUGGAACAUCAGUUGAGCAGAAUCUAUACCCGUGCAGUAUUCAGGAAAUACAAAGAAGCAUAUGUUUAUGGAACCUCUUUUCUUACAAAGAAAGUUGGCGCUGGUCGUUUCCUUGUGGUGUACGGUAGAGAAGGGCCGACUUUUUCGUGGUCCCAACAUGAGUUCAAAGUGGUUUGUGAUGAAGAGAAAGAAGAAUACAAGUGUGAGUGCAAGCAGUGGGAGCACACAGGACUGCUAUGCCCACACCUUAUUAUAGUGAUGACAAAUGAGCAGAUUCAGAAACUUCCAAGCAAAUAUGUGUAUAGAAGGUACACAAGGAAUGCAAAGAUUGACCCACCAUAUGACAGGAAUGACACUCUCCAGGUUGGAGCCGAUGGGACAUCAAAUAGUGGAAAGCACUUAAAUAUGCUCAGACUGGCUUAUGCCUGUGUUAGAGCGGGGGACAGAUCAACAGUUGGAUAUGAAAGAGUCAUUCAUGUGAUGACAGAACUUAGGGAUCAGGUUGAGGCACUUCCUCCUGAUGUCAUGCCUGUGUUUGAUUAUGGAGGUUGCAGUGAUCCAGCUGGCCGUGAGCUAGAUAAUUUUAAAGCACCACCGAUUGCAAAAACGAAGGGUUGUAGAUCAGAAGAAGGGCGUAGGAUCGGCGCACCCGGGCCAAAGAAGUGCACAAGAAGAUGCAGCAAUUGCGGCCUUAUGGCAGGUCACAAUAGGGCGUCAUGCGAAGAACGAACAGAAAGCUUCACAGUUGGUGGCAGCAGAGCAGCCCAGGGGAGGGGCAGGGGCAGGGGUAGGGGUAGGGGCAGGGGUAGGGGUAGGGGAAGGGGAACGACAACUCGCCGCCGUUUGAUACAUGAUGAGGUGGACGAAGAUGAAGACUUAGAUUAUCAGGAAGAAGAUGAUCUGCUAGGUGAUGAAUAA
Molecule: messenger RNA, 2860 nt
Organism: Triticum dicoccoides
Lineage: Eukaryota; Viridiplantae; Streptophyta; Magnoliopsida; Poales; Poaceae
Product: protein FAR1-RELATED SEQUENCE 5-like
Exons: 7
Coding region: 140-2860 (906 amino acids)
Biological process (GO): regulation of DNA-templated transcription
Molecular function (GO): zinc ion binding
Source: RefSeq, a predicted model, not a curated record